GAGUUGUGUGUUUUGCCUUCGCAGUUCCGUAUGCCGCGGACGCCAUUGUUGAGAUGGAAUCAGCACUUGCAACAUUACCCUCCGCUUUUACUCCCUUCUCCUUUUCUAAACCCCUAAACCCCAAAUCCCCUUUGUUCUCUUUCUCUCAGUCGCCACUCCUUAGCCCUGUCGCCGUCCUUUCUUGUUCUUUUCCUCUAAGGACUACCUCCUCCAUUCCCAAACGCCUACACCGCCGUUUGGAGUGCGUCUCUUCUGGUACCGGCGGCGGAUUUGGUGGAAAUGAUGGGAGUAGCGGCGGCGGCGGCGACGGGGAAGGAACGGGUGGAGGUGAUUCGAAGGCGAAAUUGGGAGCUGGACUGGUUGACGAUCUCUCUGCCUUGUCUCCCGAUGUUAUCAUUCUUAAUGUUGGGGGAAUGAUGUGCGGCGGGUGUGCUUCGAGUGUGAAGAAAAUACUAGAAAGUCAACCCCAAGUCUCUUCCGCGACCGUCGAUCUUACAACGGCGACGGCAAUGGUGUGGCCUGUUUUCGAAGCCAAGGCUGUACCCAAUUGGCAAAAGGAAUUGGGGGAGGCAUUAGCUAAACAGUUGACUAGCUCUGGUUUCGAAUCUAAGCUUCGAGUGGCAGGUGAGGAAGGUAUUGAAGGAGAUGUCUGACCACAAUAAAAAGAGAAAAGAAAAGAGAAAAAGCUUUUUGUUGAAAGAGCAGCCAUAAUAAGUCCUUAGAUGUGACGGUAUUGGCUUUGAAGUUAUAGAUUUCAUUAAUUGUAUAAUUCAUCAAGACAUUUACUCAUUUGGUAUUAACUUUACAAAAAUGGGUUUAGAGGGUGGUGUUGUUGUAUAUCACAUGAUCCAUGUCAUGGUACCAUAUAUCAUCUUUCACACGUGUCUAUCGAAUAAAGAAUAAACCAUA
Molecule: messenger RNA, 909 nt
Organism: Gossypium raimondii (Peruvian cotton)
Lineage: Eukaryota; Viridiplantae; Streptophyta; Magnoliopsida; Malvales; Malvaceae
Product: copper-transporting ATPase PAA1, chloroplastic
Exons: 4
Coding region: 54-653 (199 amino acids)
Molecular function (GO): metal ion binding
Source: RefSeq, a predicted model, not a curated record